Molecule: messenger RNA, 3246 nt
Organism: Closterium sp. Yama58-4
Lineage: Eukaryota; Viridiplantae; Streptophyta; Zygnematophyceae; Desmidiales; Closteriaceae
Source: the annotation of a GenBank genome assembly
AUGGGCUGCGUGGGAUCGACUGCGAAGGAAGACUCCCCUAAAGGCAAGAAGGUGGUGAAGCCCAAGGCGUGGAAGCACCCAACGCCGCUGUCACAGGCAGAGCUGGCGCGCAUGAGGGAGGAGUUCUGGGACACAGCGCCGCACUACGGCGGCCAACGAGAGAUAUGGGACGCGUUGAAGGCGGCCACAGAGGGGGACCGGAGCAUGGCGCAAGUGAUACUGGAGUCAGCAGGGGUGGUGGUCGAUGUACCUGACAUGUCCGUGUGCUACGAUGAGAGAGGUGCGUCAUGGUGGCUUUUGAGUCGACUCAAAAGUCAAGUGAUACUGGAGUCAGCAGGGGUGGUGGUCGAUGUACCUGACAUGUCCGUGUGCUACGAUGAGAGAGGUGCGUCAUGGUGGCUUUUGAGUCGACUCAAAAGUCAAGUGAUACUUGAGUCAGCAGGGGUGGUGGUCGAUGUGCCUGACAUGUCCGUGUGCUACGAUGAGAGAGGUGCGUCAUGGUGGCUUUUGAGUCGACUCAAAAGUCAAGUGAUACUUGAGUCAGCAGGGGUGGUGGUCGAUGUGCCUGACAUGUCCGUGUGCUACGAUGAGAGAGGUGCGUCAUGGUGGCUUUUGAGUCGACUCAAAAGUCAAGUGAUACUUGAGUCAGCAGGGGUGGUGGUCGAUGUGCCUGACAUGUCCGUGUGCUACGAUGAGAGAGGUGCGUCAUGGUGGCUUUUGAGUCGACUCAAAAGUCAAGUGAUACUUGAGUCAGCAGGGGUGGUGGUCGAUGUACCUGACAUGUCCGUGUGCUACGAUGAGAGAGGUGCGUCAUGGUGGCUUUUGAGUCGACUCAAAAGUCAAGUGAUACUUGAGUCAGCAGGGGUGGUGGUCGAUGUGCCUGACAUGUCCGUGUGCUACGAUGAGAGAGGUGCGUCAUGGUGGCUUUUGAGUCGACUCAAAAGUCAAGUGAUACUUGAGUCAGCAGGGGUGGUGGUCGAUGUGCCUGACAUGUCCGUGUGCUACGAUGAGAGAGGUGCGUCAUGGUGGCUUUUGAGUCGACUCAAAAGUCAAGUGAUACUUGAGUCAGCAGGGGUGGUGGUCGAUGUGCCUGACAUGUCCGUGUGCUACGAUGAGAGAGGUGCGUCAUGGUGGCUUUUGAGUCGACUCAAAAGUCAAGUGAUACUUGAGUCAGCAGGGGUGGUGGUCGAUGUGCCUGACAUGUCCGUGUGCUACGAUGAGAGAGGUGCGUCAUGGUGGCUUUUGAGUCGACUCAAAAGUCAAGUGAUACUUGAGUCAGCAGGGGUGGUGGUCGAUGUGCCUGACAUGUCCGUGUGCUACGAUGAGAGAGGUGCGUCAUGGUGGCUUUUGAGUCGACUCAAAAGUCAAGUGAUACUUGAGUCAGCAGGGGUGGUGGUCGAUGUGCCUGACAUGUCCGUGUGCUACGAUGAGAGAGGUGCGUCAUGGUGGCUUUUGAGUCGACUCAAAAGUCAAGUGAUACUUGAGUCAGCAGGGGUGGUGGUCGAUGUGCCUGACAUGUCCGUGUGCUACGAUGAGAGAGGUGCGUCAUGGUGGCUUUUGAGUCGACUCAAAAGUCAAGUGAUACUUGAGUCAGCAGGGGUGGUGGUCGAUGUGCCUGACAUGUCCGUGUGCUACGAUGAGAGAGGUGCGUCAUGGUGGCUUUUGAGUCGACUCAAAAGUCAAGUGAUACUUGAGUCAGCAGGGGUGGUGGUCGAUGUGCCUGACAUGUCCGUGUGCUACGAUGAGAGAGGUGCGUCAUGGUGGCUUUUGAGUCGACUCAAAAGUCAAGUGAUACUUGAGUCAGCAGGGGUGGUGGUCGAUGUGCCUGACAUGUCCGUGUGCUACGAUGAGAGAGGUGCGUCAUGGUGGCUUUUGAGUCGACUCAAAAGUCAAGUGAUACUUGAGUCAGCAGGGGUGGUGGUCGAUGUACCUGACAUGUCCGUGUGCUACGAUGAGAGAGGUGCGUCAUGGUGGCUUUUGAGUCGACUCAAAAGUCAAGUGAUACUUGAGUCAGCAGGGGUGGUGGUCGAUGUGCCUGACAUGUCCGUGUGCUACGAUGAGAGAGGUGCGUCAUGGUGGCUUUUGAGUCGACUCAAAAGUCAAGUGAUACUUGAGUCAGCAGGGGUGGUGGUCGAUGUGCCUGACAUGUCCGUGUGCUACGAUGAGAGAGGUGCGUCAUGGUGGCUUUUGAGUCGACUCAAAAGUCAAGUGAUACUUGAGUCAGCAGGGGUGGUGGUCGAUGUGCCUGACAUGUCCGUGUGCUACGAUGAGAGAGGUGCGUCAUGGUGGCUUUUGAGUCGACUCAAAAGUCAAGUGAUACUUGAGUCAGCAGGGGUGGUGGUCGAUGUGCCUGACAUGUCCGUGUGCUACGAUGAGAGAGGUGCGUCAUGGUGGCUUUUGAGUCGACUCAAAAGUCAAGUGAUACUUGAGUCAGCAGGGGUGGUGGUCGAUGUGCCUGACAUGUCCGUGUGCUACGAUGAGAGAGGUGCGUCAUGGUGGCUUUUGAGUCGACUCAAAAGUCAAGUGAUACUUGAGUCAGCAGGGGUGGUGGUCGAUGUGCCUGACAUGUCCGUGUGCUACGAUGAGAGAGGUGCGUCAUGGUGGCUUUUGAGUCGACUCAAAAGUCAAGUGAUACUUGAGUCAGCAGGGGUGGUGGUCGAUGUGCCUGACAUGUCCGUGUGCUACGAUGAGAGAGGUGCGUCAUGGUGGCUUUUGAGUCGACUCAAAAGUCAAGUGAUACUUGAGUCAGCAGGGGUGGUGGUCGAUGUGCCUGACAUGUCCGUGUGCUACGAUGAGAGAGGUGCGUCAUGGUGGCUUUUGAGUCGACUCAAAAGUCAAGUGAUACUUGAGUCAGCAGGGGUGGUGGUCGAUGUGCCUGACAUGUCCGUGUGCUACGAUGAGAGAGGUGCGUCAUGGUGGCUUUUGAGUCGACUCAAAAGUCAAGUGAUACUUGAGUCAGCAGGGGUGGUGGUCGAUGUGCCUGACAUGUCCGUGUGCUACGAUGAGAGAGGUGCGUCAUGGUGGCUUUUGAGUCGACUCAAAAGUCAAGUGAUACUUGAGUCAGCAGGGGUGGUGGUCGAUGUGCCUGACAUGUCCGUGUGCUACGAUGAGAGAGGUGCGUCAUGGUGGCUUUUGAGUCGACUCAAAAGUCAAGUGAUACUUGAGUCAGCAGGGGUGGUGGUCGAUGUGCCUGACAUGUCCGUGUGCUACGAUGAGAGAGGUGCGUCAUGGUGGCUUUUGAGUUGA